UGUACAUAUACAGCUCUGUAAAUACGCAGACUCAGAUUUUCCAAUUUUCAGAAUAGGGUUUACCACUUUUUUGCAAAGAUUUGCUCUGUAAACUGCAGUAGUUUAACUGAUCUCUUGGACAAGUACAAGAAAAGAGAUGUUGUUAUGGUCAGUUUAAAUGACUGCCAUUCAUGCUAUCCUUGCAACCCACUACAGCUCAGGUCCCUGUAAGUACCACUUGAGGCUGACCAACCGGGGCCGACGCUUCCACCAGCUCUACUGGAUGACCGAAGGUUUCCCUCCUUUCUGCCGCCGGGCUCUCCAACCAUCCCACUCCAACAGUUCCAGGGGUGACAGACGAUGCGAAUCAGAUGGACCUGCCUUCAUCAUUGAGCCUCCAUAUGUUGAGUUGGCUCCUGGUCAGACUGCAGACAUGGUACUAGUUGGCUUUUCCAACACCUCAGUGGUUGUUCAGGAGCGACUGCUGUGUCAGGCAAUCUUGGGCCAGAAAGGAGGAAAAGAGCGUAUCAUGACAGUGGAUGUCACAUGCAAGUUUGUGUCCCCAGUCCUAAAAUUUUCCUCCCAGGAGCUCAGCUUCUGUGCAGAAAAGACCUUGGGUGUUUCUCUGGUCCCCCUGUACCAACCACUCGUCCUGACAAAUGUGUCCUCUCUACCCCUGUCCAUGGAGCUGGCUCUGGUCAAGCCCUUUGGCCUGUGCGACCAUCCAGAGGACCCCUCGUUCGUCACUUCAAAGAUCCAGACACUGGGGGUGGGGCAGGAUGUGAAACUUUGGGUGUGCUUCAACUCAUUGCACUGGCAGGACCACGUUACCCACGUGGUUGAAGAGAAGCUCGAGGUCCACUACCAAGACCACCCACAGCGGGACAGCAUCAUUCUGCGGGGAGAGGUGCGCUUCCCCAACCUGCGAUUCUCCAGCACCAGCCUAGACUUUGGCUGCAUUUUCAACCACACCGAGAGCCAGAAGCAGCUAACCAUGACCAACUGCAGCCGGCUGGCUGUAACGUACCACUGGGCCUUCCUAGUGGAGCAGGUCUGGUACCACAUCAGUUUCCCUCAGGAGGCAGAUACCUCAGUGAAACAGACACCGGCAGACUCCAAGGUGGACAGGCCUGAGAUGAGAAAUGCAGACGGCAAGAAGGAGCCUCACAGUCAGCGGCUCCGACAGUUUGACCAAAAACAUGGAAACUCAAAAAGACGGUCCCAGACAUCACCUCACCAGCAAGAUUCAAAAGGGCCUCCCUCAAAGCAGCACAAAAGCAACUUCAUUCAAACACGCAAAGAGCGCUCCAGUCUAGGUGUGGAGGAGGUGUUUGAUAUCCUGCCGAUGUCUGGGGAGCUGCAGCCGGGCGAAAGCCAGCAUGUGUGCUUCACUUUCUAUGGCCAUGCCAACAUCAGUGGUCAGGUUCUCGCCCUGUGUGAGGUGGAAGAAGGACCAACUUAUGAGAUUGCCCUGAAGGGGGAGGCCUCACAGGUCACAUAUACCCUAGAUAGGAUGGAAAUUGACUUGGGGGUGCAGCUGUUUGACCGCGUGGCUGAAACUGAGCUCAUCCUGAGAAACACAGGGAAGGUUGGCUUUGACUUCAGUGUGCAGACACUGGAAGGCCUGUCCCCCACCAGCCUCCCAGCUGGCCUGCCCCUUGUUGUCCCAAACUCGGGCCACAUAGAGGCAAACAAAGAACAAAAACUAGCAGUGUAUUACCUGCCAGGGGUUCCUGAGGUCUUCCACAAAAGCUUUGAGCUUCAGGUGUCAUACUAUGAGCCAGAGAGCAUCACCCUGACAGGAGAGGGUAUUUUUCCAAGAAUCUGCCUUGACCUGCCCAGAUGCCUGGAUGAGGAGAAGUACACCUCAGUCCUACAAGAGGCAAGAGAGCUGCUGGAAAAGGAGACAAGGCCAGUGAUGAGGGGUGGAGAUCUCUCCGCGGAUAACUAUAUCCCAACAUAUGACACCCUGCUGCAGAUGGAGAUGGAGAGGCUGCUGGUGAAGAAAGUCACAGAGGGCCCACUGGCCAGCCCUGCGGCCUGCGGGGAUACAUCUACACCUAAGGUCAACGGGCACUGUAGGAAAAUCAGCAGACUCGUGCUGCCUGAGUACAUGCUGGACUUUGGCUAUGUGAUCCGCAACAGUGUGCAGACCCACACUGUGAAAGUCACUAACACAGGGCCAUUGCCCGUGUCCUUCUGGGCUGACCAACGCCACCUUGCUUGCUCAGGGUUCAGCACAGAGUUGGACAAAGUGAAAAACUUGCCAAGCGGUGAGACAGAGACAUUCGAAGUGAAGUUUGACCCCCGUGGGGCCAGUCUGGACCUUGGGGAAGCUGUCAGUCUCUUUCCCAUCCGGAUCGUGGGUGGGCCAGUGGUGCAGGUGCGUCUGCGUGCAACAGUUACCAUGCCCUCGCUCAGCGUCUCCACAGAUACUCUGCAGUUUGGCACCAUCCAGUGUGGCUUGUGUAAGGUGGUCACUGUCCAGCUGUUGAACCCGGAGUCAGUGCCCAGCGAGUGGACCAUUUCUGAAGAGCAGCAGGCUAAGAAGAAGAUUGACAAGCAUGUGCCCCUCCAUAUCCGACGGAGAAUGUGGCAGGAGCGAAAGCCCGUUCCUAUUGUGUUCGAAAUUCUACCUCCCUCUGGGGUGCUGCUGCCUGGAGAAAGGGUCAAUGUGCAGGUGAAAUUCACCCCUGCCGAAGGGAAAACCUACAGCCAGCCACUGGUGCUCUCGGUUGCGCAGAGUUCCCAGCGUGUCCUUCUGCUGGCCCAGGGGCAAGGAGAGGAGCCGCAGCUGGAGUUCUCCUCUUCGGUGCUGGAGCUGGCGCCCAUCCUGCCCUACAGCAGAGGCGAGGAGGGAGAGGUGCUGGUCCGAAACCCCUGCUCCUUCCCUGUUGAGUUCUACUCCCUGGAAUUUGACAAACAGUACCUGGAAGAGGAAAAGAUCCUGUGCAUGAUGAAAGGCUAUGAUGCCAAGAACAUUCUGCUGUUGCCCCCACGUGCCCCGGGGGAGACGCUGCCCCCAGAACUGCUGGACUACUACAAGAAGCAGAGUGCACAGGAGCAGGAGGAUUUGCAUGUGGCGGAGAUGAAAUCUCUCAAGGAGAGAGAGACUCUUGAGGCCGAGGAGAAGGCCAUAGCCUCGCUGCAGGCUGAGGUGAUGGCACAGCCCCUGCCCUUGGGCAGCCAGUCAGAAGAUGACAGGAAGGAGACCAAGGGUCAGUCAUCGAGCGGAGAGGAUCAAGCAGAGGAUCAAGAUGACAGCGGAGGGACCAUCUCUGUGGGCGAGCUGGAGAUCGACCCUGUUGCCAGGGCCAUUGCCCGCUAUAUGGGCACUGACCUCUUGCCUGGGGGGCAAGCUGUCCAAAAUCGCAAAGGCAUUGCUAUCAUUGUGCACGGGGCACCACUUUCUGGUAAGACUGAGACGUCGGUGACAUUGGCAAAGUAUUAUGGGGCUGCGUGUUUGAACAUCGAUGCCGUGGUGCUGGAGGCGGUCACCAGUGGGGAGAGCACAGCUGCGCUGCGGGCGAAGGAGCUGUGUGCCAAGGCAACUCUGGAACAUUCUCAGAGGAGGCUAGAGGAGGCUGCCCAGGAUGCCCCUGAGAUGACAGUGCCGUUGGGCACCGCUGAUGAUGCCCUCGGUGUGGACGUCCUGGUGAGGGACAGUGCUGAGGGUGAUGAGACCCAGCCCGCUAUGGCCUCACAGGGCCUCCCACCCGGCCAAGUCCCCAAGCAACUGAGUGGGAGCUCGACAGGGGACCUCGGCCUGGUGAGCUGCGUGCUGCCAGAAGAGCUGCUGGUGGACAUCCUCACAGACAGGCUGCAGCUGAGUGACUGCCAUUGUGGGGUGGUCAUUGAUGGACUGGACACGGUGUACAGCCAUUCUCCGGCCAAAGCCCUGCAAGCUGUCCUCAAGGCCUUCAACAACCGAUGCUUCAUUUAUGUAAUCAACCUGGUGCAGACUUUUGAAGCUUUCCAAGCCAAGGAGAAAGCUCAGAGGGAGGCAGAAGAAAACCAACAGAGGGAGAUUGAGGAAAUGGAGAGGAUGCGGUUGCAGGAGAUGGAUGAGGAAGAAUAUGAUGCCUUACCAGAAGAAGAAAAAAAGCGCUUUGCCCUUAAACACCUGGAGGACCUGAAAAAGCACAAAGAGCAGGAGCGGAUGGAGCGAGAGCAGGAGGAACGCAGGUGCCAAGAGGAGCAGGAAAGGCUGAGGGAAGAAGAGGAUGUUAAGAAGAAGAACAAGAAGGUGAGAAAGGAGCCACAAAAAGAAGAUGCGCCUGGAAAGAAGAGUCAGCUAGGAGGAAAACAGUCAGCCACUGCCCUGAAAUCUGAAAGUAAGUUGGACCUUCCCCUCAAGGAGGUAAAGAAGAUGCCGUUCAGUGCGGAUAGCAAGGAGCCAAAAGAAUCCCUGGAAGAGGGUGCCAGAGAGCCAGAGGACGGUAACAAGAGAAAGCCCAAAGAGGGGAAGGGAGCAGGGCAGGAGGAGCUGCUGAUGUCCAGUGAAGAUCCAGACAGAGAGCUGGGCCAAUGCAGUGAGAGUGCCAAGCUGUUGCAGGCUCGCUUCCAAGAGUAUGAGCAGAACCAAGCCCUGGUCCGUCACAUUGUGGAGUACUGGAACCGGACACAAGGGCAGCUGCUACAGGCGCUUCUUCCGGAGGAGCUGCUCCUAGAAGGAGAAGACACAACUCCAGCUGUACCUGAAAGGCAGGUACCAUCUGGGAAGAGGGCCAAGAAAGAGCGUGAGAAGGAGAAGGUGGAGAAGGAGCGGGAGCGACUGGAGAAGGAGAAGUUCAGGAUGGAUAGUACCGACCCCAAACUGGCACCACUCACCGGGAGCACUGAGUUAACUGUGACAGGAGGCGAUGCUCUUGAGGGAGCUGAGAAGGAGGCAUUACCUGAGAAGGUGCCUUACCUCCUAUUGCCUGUCAGUGGGAGGGACCAUUCCAGCGGAACAGAGAUCCUGCAGACUGGAAAACUGCCCACCGUUGAAGAGGUCCUGGAUGAGCUAGGACUGGGGCCCAAAGGCCCUCCCAUCCCUCCUCCUACUAUUUUCUCCGUGGUCCCGUACCCUCAGAAACGGCCCGUUCUCAGUGACCAACAGCUGACAGGCUGCUUUACAUUCAUGGUGCCAGCAGCAGAGGAGCCUGGAGAGGGGAUCAGGGAGGAUAUGGAUCUGCUGGGCUCUACCUCUUUCCCAGCCUCUCUGUCCAAAAUGCCGAAGGAGGAUCAGGUCCCAUCCUCAAAAGGCAGGGGGAAGAAGGCUGAUGCAGGGAAGGAGAGUCAGAAGGAGAAGCGGAGAACUGGCAAAAAAGGCAAACGGGGCACUGAGUCACCACCACUCAGUACUGUGACCGCUAUGUCUGACACAGAGUCCCAACUGGAGCGGAGCCAGAAGCUGACUACUUUCCGCUGGAUUGUCCCUCCUAAUGGCCAGGUAACUCUUAAGAUUUGGUUCCACUCACUCUUGCUGGGCAAGUUUGAACAGACUCUCAAUUUUGAGGUGAUGGGCACCAAGAGGCACUAUCAGCUUGUCUGCAAAGGGGUCUGUGCCUAUCCAUCCAUUAGUCAGGACUACAAGACCAUGUUUACACACUGUCGAAAGGCCUUGUUUCCAGAAAACAGCCUCCCAAAGACCUACAUUAUCAGCACUGGAGUGUAUGAUUUCGGCCCUUUGCUUUGUGGGAAGAACCGAGACAGGUACAAGGAAAGGAAGUAUCCCGAAAAUGGGGUGGCACUGGUCAUUCACAACAACUCCCCAAUAGAUACUGAAGUCCACUUCUGCUUCAAGAAUGAUACCAAGGCCAUGACUUUCAUGCUGGACCCGUCCAGUAUGACCCUCAAACCAAAUGAGAGACAGGAGCUGACUGUGUGGGCAUAUCCCACCUCCCCUGGGCUGGUUGAGGACAGCGUGAUCUGCUGUGUGAAAGAAAACCCCGAAUCCAUUGUUAUCCGCUUCUCCUGCCAGGGGGUCCGCCCUGAGCUGGAGUUGGAUCGCAAGCAGCUUCACUUUGACAAAGUCCUCCUUAACAGGAGGGUCACUAAAACUCUGUGCCUGAGGAACAGCACCCUACUACCAGUGGCAUGGAGGCUGAGCUUGUUAGAUUCACUAGGGGAAGAGUUUGGUGUUUCCCAGGACCAAGGGGUUAUCCUACCUCAGGCUGAGUACAACCUACAAGUGCACUUCCGUGCCACGCGACCUGUCAUAAUGAAGAAGGCCAUUCGCCUAGAGGUGUUGGAUUCAGAAAACAUCCUGGGCAUCGUCCACACAGAGAACAUCCAGGUCCUGGCCGAGGCCUACGAUGUCGCUUUUGAUAUUACAUUCCCCAAGGGAACCAGCCUAAGCUCUCAGAAAUCUGAUGGUGCACUUGACUUUGGGACAGUCAAAGUCUCAGAAGAAGUUAAGCUUUCUCUGACCCUGAAAAAUAAAGGAAAAUAUGAAGUAGUUUUCAAGUUUGUUCUGGACCCCACGGACCAGACUAUACCUGAUUUGAACUCCCUUUUCACGAUCAUGCCUCCAAAGGGCUCCCUCCACCCCAGUGAUCGCCCCACCAAUGUGCAGUUUGUCUUCCACCAUGACAAGGAAAUCUGCAUCAAAGAACAGCCGAUCAUAUUACUGCAGGUGAUUGAACCAAAUAUCACAGCCGGGGGUGAAAUCAUCGGACUCAUGCCCAUCAAAGUGUCUAUCCAGUCCCUUUUCACUAAGUACAGCAUCCAGCCCUCCACUGAUAUUAACUUUGGCCCCUUGGUCUGUGGGAGCCGCAAGUCCUACACCUUCACCAUUGAGAACUGCGGUGAAUUUGAGAUGCGUUUCAACAUUUCCAGGAUGUCUAAGGAUAUGCCACUGUCUGUCCAAAGGAAAGGUGGUGGGGUGGUCAAACGCAGUCGUUCACGGGAGAGCCACUCAACCAAGACCGUCACUGGAAGUAAAAUACAUCGCACUGAGUCCAUACAGAAGGAUGUGGGCCAGCCCACACAGGCUCGCCUCACCAUGGGUGUGUUCUCUCUAUCCCCUGGAUUUGGCAUCCUGGUACCAGGUGCCCACCAGGCCGUCACUGUGGAAUGCGCGGCUGAUCAGUUGGGCAGCUGGGAGGAAUGCCUGGCAGUAGACAUCACUGACCGUGACCCUACUGACCACCCUAAUGGCAUCCCUUGUCGACUAGCAGCUGAAGUCUGCAUGCCAGGAAUACUGCACAAAGACAUUGCCUCUAUCUUCGAGGAGCACCACAUCUGCAAGAACAGCAACCUGCUGAGCUGUGAGCCGUUUAAGGAUGCUCUGGGCAUCUACAUCCAGGACGAAAAUAAGUUUGUCUUCAACAACGUACUGGUGGGUCGCCCCGCAAAGGCCCGCUUCCGCAUCACCAACCCAGGGAAGGUGCCAUGCGAGUUGAGUCUGGCAAUCAAGUCUGUUCCCACCAAGAUGUCCGUGCGUGCCGGUGAUGCGUUUGAGGUGACGCCUGCCCGCGUGUGCAUUCCCAGCCACUCACACACCUUCGUGGAGGUUGUCUUCGCCCCUCAGAGCAUGCAGACGUACAGUGCCAUUUUUGAGGUCACGUUGGAAGGAUGUGUGAGUUGGGUUCCAGUGGCCAAGACAAAGGCUCUAGCAUUUGAGCUGGCGGGGGACGGGAACCUGCCCCGCGCGGCAGUUCUACGACCACUGCUGAGGACCCCUCGGGGGAACCCACUGCUGCAGUUCAAGCGCCUGCUUGUAGGCCAAAGUCAGGUCCUGGCCCUCGUACUGAAGAACGAUGGAACUGUUCCAGCACAGAUAAACAUUGAUCUGCUGGACCAGACAGGUGUGUUCACAUUGAAGGAAGCAUCAGGAACUGUGAGCAGCUCUGUGUCUCCCCCCCGUACGGAGAGCGAGAGUGAUGCAGAGAGAAAAGUGGAACACGAAACCACUCUAUGUCUCACCGUGGGUCAGCAAGUGGAGAUCCACAUGGAGUUCCGGCCUAUGGCAGAGCAGGUUUUUGAGGCUCAAGUGCGCCUCCUGGUGACGGACAAUCAAUACGAGGAGACAGUUGUACAGCUGGUGGGGGAGGGGUACCGAGAUGUCGUAACACUGGACAACAUCGGCGGCAAAGCCCACGCAGAGGACAGCGGUACCACGGUAGAGGGACUCAGGUCCGACAUCCUGCACCUUGGAGACUGCCACGUGGCUAGGCCUUACCAGGACACAUUCACCAUGACCAACCACAGCAGCUCUGAUGUACUUCGGUUCGAAUGGCCCCCUGAUGGUCCACAGCUCCGGUUCUUCCCCAGGGUGGGCCACCUUCAUGCAGGCUGCUCCAAGGAUGUGACAGUAACCUUGUGCUCAGAGCAGCCCGUGGUCCUUAAUGCCCAGCUGGUGAAGUGCAAGUUGUGUCGGGUGGUCUUCCAGCAGCCUGUCGACCAGGUGCCGGACUGGGAUGACCGACUGAGAACCGUAAAAUGGGUUGAUGCUGGGAAACAGGUCGCCACACCUCGACCAAGCAAGAAAAAGGUAAUUGAGCCAGACCCAGAACCAGCCCAUUCCGUGGUGGAGAACUCAUCCAGGGAACUGGAGCUCCGGGUCAGCGCUGUGUGUGACUACGCCAAGUUCACGUGCAAGGCAGAGAAUAUUUGCUUCAAAGACACAUUGUUGUACCAGACGAGAGUGUACCAGUUCCAGAUACAGAACUCGGGGAGCGUACAGUUGGAAUUCUCCUGGCAGGUACUAAUGGAGCGGUUAGGAAUGAACAACAGCUUCACUUGCAAAGCGACAUCGCAGCCUGUAACCCCGCGCUCACGCCAGGAGAGCAGGACAGCUCCUAGACCAGCUACUGCUUUGGGGAGUGUGUCUAACCUACUUAUGGGAGAUCCCGAGCUUCCCCCGUUCUCUGUGGAGCCCAGCACUGGGAACAUUAACCCUGGGGACAGCCUGACUUUCCACAUCAAGUUCUCCCCUCUGGAGGUGGCUGAGUAUGAAGGUCGCCUGAUGUGCAGCAUCCCCAACCUGAAAGAGGAGCAGGGCCCCACCAUGGCGGUGAGCGGUCGCAGCCUGCUUCCCUACUGCCACUUUCACCUGGAGGACUCCGACUAUCUCAGUGCCGGCAGGCGCAACCCAGACAUGCGUGGCUCCUAUGGGGCCCCUACCAAGGCCACAUUGGACCCCAGCACUAGGGUCAUUGAGUUUACCGCCGUGGGCAUCGGUACCUCUGUCCCAAGGACCUUCAGCAUGGUGAACCCAACCAGCAAGCCCUACUCCUUCGUGUGGAGGUGUGAGGACUUGGGAGAGACCUCCUUCAAGUGCAUCACCCCCAAGGGUUCCAUUCAGCCUGGAAAAAAAGCAGAGGUCACCUUUGAGUUUCAAGCCCACGACCUUGACAUGGUAGAGUCCUUCUGGACCUUCCUGAUUCCAGAGCAAGGCAUCUCAGUUCCAUUCCUGCUUGCGGGCAUUGCCAGUGAGCCUAAGGUGUACAUGGAUCGUGUCCAUCUCAACCUGGGCAGCCUGCUUGUGGGUCGCAGAAUCCAGGAGAUGGUGUACAUAGUGAACGGGGAAGACAUUCCUUACCGUUUCUCCAUCCGUGAAACUUCCCGUCACGCAGAGGCCUUCCUUGACAGCCUGGAGCUGGACACUCUGGUGGGCACCGUGAGACCCCACGAAAGGUUCCCUGUGACCAUCUCCUUCACUCCCAACCAAGAGGGCACAGUGUCCUUCAGCCUGGUGUGUGAUGUGAGGAGCAAGAUGCAGCCACUGACCCUGAAUGUGAAGGCAGAAUGCCACAGCCUGAGUGCUUGUGUGCAAUGCCAGGGUCCAGAUGGGGACAUCACUGAGCUGAGCCCAGGGAUCACCCACCAGGUUGACUUCAAGCAGGUGGAGCUGAGUGACCGAUCCUUGUGCCAAUUCCUGCUGUCGAACCCAUGCAAGUUCUGCCUGGAUGUGCAGUAUGAGCUGCUGGGCCCACCAGAGUUUCAGCGCCACCUGCAGGUGGACCCCGUGAGGGACUGCGUGCCUGUGGGUCAGCAGAGCCAGUGCACCGUGACCUUCUUGCCACUGAAGAAGUGUGUGAUCAAGGAUGUCAUCCUUUCCCUUAGCGUGAAGAACGGGCCAACGUUCAGCUGCUCCUUCUCAGGCUGCGCUGUGGCCCCCAGUGUGCAUUUCUCCUUCCUCAAGCAUAAUUUUGGGAUGAGCUUCCUAUACAGUGCUGGCAUGGUGCCUCCCUCACAGACGCUGGUUAUCUCCAACAGGGGCAAACAGACACUGAGCCUGGGAUGCCUGUUUCACAACACAGCACACUUGGAGGUGGGCUUCCAGCCCGAAAUGUUGCCCCCCGGUGGAGCAGCGGAGGUCCCGAUCACAUUUUACGCACGAAAAGUCAUGCACUACAAGGAGAAGAUCGUCUUCGAGAUCAACGAGUGCACCAGGCAGGUGGUGGAGAUCCUGGGUCAGGGCAUCAAAAUGAAGAUCGAAGUGGAAAACCCCAAACAGAAGGUGGUGAACCUGGGGGCUCUCCAGAUUGGCCAGAGGACCAAGACAGUGGUCCCUGUGGUGAACAACAGCCCCGCACCACUGACCGUCUGCCUGCUUUUCAGCCCGUCUGUGCACACACUGCUGGACCCCAAGGUGUUCUCAGUGAGCCCAACUGGUGAGGUAACGCUGAAGGCCAGUGGGGGGCGCUGCUUGUUGGAGCUGCUGUUCUCCCCAAAGCAGCACAUGGCCCCGUUUAGGGAAGAGCUGCAGUUGGAGUGCCUGGGGACAGUGUGCCCCCUGCUGGUGCUGCAGGGCUGCUGCCAUGGCGUGGAGGUGAUGCUUGACCAGACCUGCCUGCCUUUUGGGGCUGUGGCCAAGGGUGGACAAGCUAGUCGCCGUGUUGUCAUGAGUAAUACGGGAGACAUGGGAGCGAGGUUCAAGUGGGAUACAAAGAAAUUUUCCCCUGACUUCUCCAUAAGUCCAACAGAGGGGUACAUCUGCCCUGGAAUGGUAAUCCCAUUUGACGUGACCUUUUCCCCAGUGGAACUGAGCCAGGAUAUUCGCUACGAAAAUGUUCCCUGCACCAUCGAGGGCGCCAAGCCCAUCAGGCUCACUGUGUCAGGGUCCUGUGUCAUGCCCCUCGUCACCAAGGAGGUGGUGAACUUUGUUUGCCAAGUGCGCAGUCAACAAUCGCAGACCAUCACCCUGUCCAACCGCACGGGUCAGCGCUGGAGCCUCAAGCCAGAGCUGGAAGGAGAACACUGGAGCGCCCCGUCUUCCCUUGUGAUCGAACCGUUCCAGCUGAACAAGCCCUUUGAAAUCAUUUACAAGCCUCUCGUCAUGACAGCCGACGGCAAGAAGCAUCAAGGCUCUGUAUUCUUCUCCUUCCCCGAUGGAACGGCCACACAGUACACCCUGCUUGGAAUCUCGGAGCCCCCGAAAGCAGCUGGCACCAUCUUCCGCGAGAUGCCAUGCAAAACCCCCUACACAGAGCUGCUGCCUGCGCACAACUGGCUGGCCAAGCUCCAGAGGUUCCGUGUUGUUGCGGAGAUCAUUAAGACUGAACAUCCUGACAGCACUGUGUCCCUCAAAGGACUGGACUAUCUGGAUGUGCCGGCGUUGACCAAGAGGGACUACAAACUCUCCUUCUUCACCUAUAAAGAAGGGCUGUAUAAUGCCAGGGUGACUUUCCGCAAUGAGGUGACCCAGGAGUACCAGUUCUAUUAUCUAAACUUCAAAGCAACAGCGCCAGGAGUGAUCCGGACCAUCGAGAUGGCCACACCGUUACGGCAGACGGCCUCGGCCACAGUGGAGGUGGAGAACCCGCUCUCUGUCACUGUCUCCUUCACAGUGGAGUGCCGCAGUGCGGACAUCAGUGUGCCGUCCCUGCUGUCUGUGCCUGCAAUGUCCACGGGUACGCUAACAUUUGAGUACCAGCCCUUACGGGUAGGCGACUUUGCCACCCGCCUCAGCCUGCACAAUGUCGAUCUGGGCUACUUCCACUAUGACCUGGUGCUCAAGGCACUGCCUGCCCCCCCGGAGAAGCCGCUCUUCUUCCGCGCACCGCUGGGCAGUGGCCAGUACGGCACCGCCAAGUUCGUCAACUACUCCCGCAUCAAGACUGAGUACAUUUGCAAGACGGACAGUCCUGACUUCACAGUGGAGAAGAGCAUCAGUGUGUCUGCAGGGAACCAGGCAGGCAUUGAAGUCAGUGUGGAGGUGCACUUUGAGCCCUGUCAGCUGGGGGAGAGCCGGGCAACCCUCACCAUUACCUCCGGCCCCGGCGGCGAGUAUGUGUUCCCACUCAUCGGCACCAGCGUUCCCCCCAAAGCUCAGGGCCCUUUCCCUGUCCGCAUGGGCACCAGCAUCUCCAUCCCCUUCAAGAAUGUUUUCCUACAGGCCACAGCCUUCUCCUUCCAGGUAGAUAACCCAGCUUUCACUGUGAAGGGGGUGGAAACUGUUCGUUCCAAGAAAUCCCUCAACGUCCUGGUUUCGUAUGAAGGCUCUGCAACGGGUUCCCACGGGCCCUGCACCGGAAAGCUCACCAUCUUCAGCCCACGGACCGAGGGCCAUGGCCAGAGCAUCAGCUGGAUCUACUACCUGAAGGGCAUCAGCCACGAACUCUCCCAACGGGACAAGCCCUCUUAGAGGACUGCUCGCCUCCCACAGCCCCCUGGGCAUGUCUCUCACCCAUAAUUUACCACCACUGCCCCUUUUACCCAGCCACCACUUGUUUGUUGCUUUAGAGAAAAGUGUAUGGAAAAUGAAUAAAUGUAACUAUGAAAAGUACAAAGCUCCACUUCAAAUGCAGAAAACUAGAGAACUUUGCCUCAUUUUUUUCUUCUCUUUUCUGCGCUUGGUGCUUUUGAACA
Scleropages formosus (Asian bonytongue) is the source of this 12780-nucleotide messenger RNA. RefSeq names its product hydrocephalus-inducing protein homolog. NCBI's taxonomy places the organism in Eukaryota, Metazoa, Chordata, Actinopteri, Osteoglossiformes, Osteoglossidae. Gene Ontology annotation, cellular component: axoneme. The coding region runs from base 158 to 12556 and encodes 4132 amino acids. The transcript has 66 exons. The record is from RefSeq and is a predicted model, not a curated record. Gene Ontology annotation, biological process: cilium movement; axonemal central apparatus assembly.